This is a messenger RNA of Astyanax mexicanus (Mexican tetra), 1375 nucleotides long. RefSeq names its product glyoxylate reductase/hydroxypyruvate reductase a (gene grhpra). Gene Ontology annotation, molecular function: hydroxypyruvate reductase [NAD(P)H] activity; hydroxypyruvate reductase (NADH) activity; NAD binding. Bases 178 to 1161 code for a protein of 327 amino acids. The transcript is spliced from 9 exons. The record is from RefSeq and is a predicted model, not a curated record. Gene Ontology annotation, cellular component: cytosol. NCBI's taxonomy places the organism in Eukaryota, Metazoa, Chordata, Actinopteri, Characiformes, Acestrorhamphidae.
CGAGCCCCUGUUCCAUGCUGCAGCAGUAGUGUAAACACAGCCGGCUACGCUAGUUAGCUGCUGUACUUAGCCCUGUGAGCUCCUGCAGGGCUUUAACCCAGCUGUAUCUCUGCAGUUAUCAAUAUUUAUCAGUUUUCUGAUUCCAGAACCUCAUCCAGCUGCUGUGUUACCCGCAGUAUGAGCGCUCAGACCCGGCUGAAGGUGUUCGUGACCCGGCGGCUCCCUCAGGAGGGCAUGGAGCUCCUACAGCAGUCAGCAGGGUGUACUGUAUCAGUGUGGGACUCCGAUGAACCGGUUCCUCGAGCAGAACUCCUUAAGGGGGUGGAAGGAGCUCACGGUCUGCUCUGCCUGCUCUCGGACCGGAUCGACACCGAGGUUCUGGAUGCAGCGGGCCCCAACCUGAAAGUUAUCAGCACCCUGUCUGUGGGAUUCGACCACCUCGCAAUUGAUGAGGUAAAGAAACGGGGGAUCCGCGUUGGCUACACUCCAGAUGUGCUGACAGAUGCUACAGCUGAGUUGACUGUAGCUCUUUUAUUGGCCACUGCUCGACGGCUACCUGAGGGAAUACAGGAGGUGCAAAGUGGUGGCUGGAGCACCUGGAAGCCACUGUGGCUGUGUGGUUAUGGGCUUUCUGGCAGUACUGUUGGAGUGAUUGGCCUGGGACGCAUAGGCCUGGCCAUUGCACGAAGGCUGAUGCCGUUUGGGGUAAAGAGGCUGCUUUACUCAGGACGGCAGCCCAAACCACAGGCUCAGGAAGUGGACGGAGAAUACGUACCAUUGGACACACUCUUGAGUGAGAGUGAUUUUGUGGUGGUGUCUUGUGCUCUGACCCCCGACACUCAGGGUCUGUGUAACAAGGCCUUCUUCAGCAAGAUGAAGAAAACUGCAGUCUUCAUCAACACCAGCAGAGGAGCUGUUGUGAAUCAAGAGGACCUGUUUGAAGCCCUCUCUACUGGACAGAUUGCUGCAGCCGGGCUUGAUGUGACAACUCCAGAGCCACUGCCCACUGACCAUCCCUUACUGACCCUCAACAACUGCGUGGUUCUUCCCCACAUUGGCAGUGCCACCUAUUCCACACGUGGAAUUAUGGCUCAGCUGUCUGCCAACAACCUGCUGGCCGGCCUGAGUGGAGAUGCUAUGGCCAGUGAACUGAAGAUGUAGGGCCCCCUAAGUGGGUUCUGACAUGAGCACAAACACUCCUCCAGCCUCCUGAGUAGAGACGAGGGAUGACCCUGACCAGAGAUGCUGUUGAGAUUUAGAUACCCUGUAGUACUCACUAAUUAUCAAUCAUCUCACUUACUGCUGCAAUAUUAUUUUUUACUGUAGAUGUUUUACAUUUUCUAUGUCUGACAAUUUCAUAAAACAAUCACUUAUA